This is a messenger RNA of Durio zibethinus, 2086 nucleotides long. Its product is annotated as transcription factor bHLH25-like. Gene Ontology annotation, molecular function: protein dimerization activity. The record is from RefSeq and is a predicted model, not a curated record. NCBI's taxonomy places the organism in Eukaryota, Viridiplantae, Streptophyta, Magnoliopsida, Malvales, Malvaceae.
ACAGAAGUAUAGGUUUUCAUUGAGUGUGUCAAAUGUCAAUGGUCUUUUCACAUCAUCUACCCUGUGAGACUGGUAAUGGUGGACUAUAUAACAGGCAAGAGCUCUAAAGUAGUUGGAAGAAAGUUGGUGCUGAUUGGGCAUUCCUGCUUUACAGGAGUUUUUUUGACAUUAGAAAAGCUUUAGCUAUCAUUAAAAGGCCUUGCGAAAUAUGUGUGCUAACUCAUUAGCAACAUAAGUGAACAAGCUUAAUCAUUCAUAUUUUUGGGUGACUGUUCCUGCCAGGGUACUUCAACAGGCUCUUUCUAUCAGAAAGUGGAUUCUUCAAUGGAGAUUUCAUCAAUUAGAGAGUUACCUGAACUGGGAGAGGAGGAUCCUAACUUAUUCAAUCAGCACUGGCAUAUGAACUCUCUUGAUGAACUCAGCGUCCUCCCUCUGGCGGCUGCGUUUGGAGAGAACUUGCAGCACUCUUUCUCUAAUUACUAUCCGGUCGCAUGGAAUUCAUGCAAAGCUGAUGCAGAUGAUAUAUCAAACCUUCAAGCUGCUUUUUCUCCAAAUACUCUUUCCUUUGCCAGUUCCAACCACAUGAAUUCAGUGGGCAUUUGGAAGCCUAAAGAAGAGGCAUCAUGUUCUAAGAGCAUGGAGUCCUUUCCUUCUGAUUUCUUGUUUUCUCAAAAUCCCUUAAUUGGAAGCCAAAACUAUGUGCUUAAGGGUUGCCAUGGAGCUAAGAGGGUUAGCACAGGCAAUAGAAUUUCUCAGACACAAGAUCAUAUCAUGGCAGAAAGGAAACGGCGAGAAAAGCUCAGCCAGAAGUUCAUAGCUUUGUCUGCUAUAGUUCCUGGCUUAAAGAAGAUGGACAAAGCUUCUGUGCUUGGAGAUGCUAUCAAGUAUCUGAAACAACUGCAGGAGAAAGUCAAGACACUUGAGGAGCAGACUAGGAAGAAAUCAAUGGAAUCAGUAGUUUUUGUGAAGAAAUCUCAACUAUUCGAUGACAAUGAAGACUUUUCCUCGGAUGAAAACUUCAGUUACCCCUUUGAUGAGCCACUACCAGAAAUUGAAGCAAGAUUUUGUGAUAAAAGUGUUCUUGUAAGAAUUCAUUCUGAGAAAAGAAAAGGACUUUCAGAGAAAAUCAUGUCUGAAAUCGAGCAGUGUCACCUUACAAUCAUCAAUAGCAAUGUCAUGACAUUUGGGAGUUCAGCUCUUGACAUAACUAUUGUUGCUCAGAUGGAUAUGGAAUUCUGCAUGACAGUAAAGGAUCUUGUGAAGAAGCUACGAGCAGUUCUUAAAUUGCUCAUCUGAAAAAUCACCCUUUUAACUAUCAAUCUAUCAUAUACUAUAAGCUUUAAAAGUAAGUAAUAAUACCCUUGUACGCAUAAUUUCAGACACUCCGAAUCAAUUGGCAUUUUAAUGAUCCCACCACUCAAGACCAUCAAGCCACUUUUAGCUGAUCAGAGGUUCAUUUUUGCAAGACGGUUCUUUUCAGUCAAUCUUUUGCAUGGUCCUACUGUUUGACCAUGUUUAAUUCCUUCUUGUUUUAUAGACUGAUCUCAUCUCAGCUCAUUUGGGCUUUUUUUUCGGGAGGUUGAAAAUUCAACCGAACAUGUAUAUAUGAUGCAUCCCUUUCUAACCUAAAUUGGUUAAAAAGGAAAAAAAUGUGUUUCUUUUUUUGGGUGUGUGGACAAACUGGCCUUUGUUGCAGCAGUGUUCUGUUUUGUUUCAGUGACUUAGAGGACUCCUGAAUCCUGAGCCUCUUUCUCCUUGUAAUUUCUAGCUAUCUGGUGUUGUAAUAGUACUUUGAAUAACAAAAAUGAACUACAGUUUCAUCUAAAUCAUUUGCCUUGUUCUUUCCUGGAUUUUGAUAAUGUUUGUGGUUGAGGAAAACCAAAAUUUGUAAAAGCAAGACGUCAAUUCGAAUCAAUUCGAGGCUCACAAAAGCUUGGCAUGACUUGGAAGAACCCUAAAAAGGUGGUACAUGAUGUGGUGGUUGUACUACUCCAUAGUUGUUUAUGUUUGUCAAGUUGCCUUGAGCAAAGGACAAAACCAGACGCUUUAAAAGGUAGCGUUUGGCAUGUUUUCAUUUGCAGAUUCA